AUGGCGUUCCCGUUCCGCUGCAUUGUCUUCUUUGAAGCGUGCUGUGCAUGCUAUGCUUUCAGCAUCGAUGCAGGGUUCACGUGCAGGGCCUCAAGCAACGAGUAUGCAUGUGGCUACGCGCUCGACCGGAAUGUCACCUCCGCAUGGGCAUCCGAUGGUCAAGUGCCACAAUGGCUGGAAGCCCGAAUAGCAGACGGGACCUAUGCAACGCUGGGCUCCUACGCCCUCACAGCGGUGAUUGGGCGUGCUGACCUGGCACCGACGGCGUGGCGCCUGGAAGGGGUUGAGCCAGGCUCCACGCAGCGCCAAAUCCUGGACGAGGCAUGGGGCAAGACAUGGCAGGAAGGCACAACUCACAUCAGAGAUCUGGGAGGCUACAGCUCCUGGAGAAGCUACGUGCUGACCAUGCUGGGAGGCAGCGGUACACAAGUUGCCAUUGCAGAGCUGCAGUUGAUGCCGAAGCUGGGCUAUACUUUCGAAAUUUCUCAUUGGACGCUAUGCUCCGCCACAUGCGGUGGUGGGUCACAGGAGAGGACAGUGGUUUGCAGAGGAGAAGAUGGAGUGAGCUACAGCGACAAUCGCUGCACAACUGGCGAGCCUCCAGCAAGAUCGCGGGCCUGCGGAACUUCGAUUUGUGCUUGCCAGGGCGGUGCAGCUUGCACUGCUAGUUGCAGCUCUUCCAGUGCCGCCACCGCGGACUUGGGCUGUGCGGUUCUCGUCGACGGCUCAAGCCUCACGGCCUGGACAUCAGCCGGGCCCGCGCCGCAGUGGCUAUCUUUUGACUUGGGUAAAGUUAGAGAGCUGGAAGGAUUCUCGUUGACAUCUGGGGAGUGCACCGUUUGCACUUCUUUGCAAGGGCCCUCUAUGAUCUCCUUGGAAGCAAGAAAUGAUGAAAAUGCUGGAUGGCUUGAGCUACGCACACCCUUCAGUGUGGGCGCCUUCUGGUCAUCUGGAGAGACGCGCAGGUGGAACCUCCACGGUGAUAGCAACUCUUUCCGGUUUUGGCGCAUCAACUUCUUGGAGACCUUCGGAGGUAACUCGCAUCCUGUCCACGUGGCCGAAGUCGGCCUGUUCGCACCUCCCGCCAACUACCGACUCGUCACUGGCAGCUUUGGUGCGUGCGAACCGCUCGGUGGUGCCGGCGCUUGUGGCAUGGGAGUCAGCAGGCGUCAAGUCACGUGCUUCGACGACGAGGACUACCCCCAUCCAUUGGAGAACUGCGAGGACGGGCCAGAAACUGCCACAGAGCAGGGCUGUACUGUGGACUGCCCAGAGCUGGUGGUAUCAAGUGCCUCAGCACAUCCGAAUUUCUUUGGCAUCCUGAGGAGCCUUCUUCUUCGAGUCGGCGGUUUUGAUGCAGCCAUUGAUUCCCUUUUGCAGCUGGCCAGCUGCAUUCUCCAUGGCGAGGCAACAGCACAUGCUCUUCUUCUGAAGGGGCCGCCUGGAUCUGGAAAGACCUAUUUGGCCACUGUCUUUGCCGAAGCUGUGGGUGUGAAGCCAGGCCUGGCAGGGGCUUGCCCUUCUAUGUUACAUGGACAAGCGAACAGAGAAGGCUUGGCACUCUUCCGAACGAACUUGUCGUUGUCUACAGCUCGGGCUCGACAACGCGCACAAGGCAUGCUGAUACAACCAACAUUGGAGGUUUUGCUGCUGGAAGGUGCAGAAGGUCUUGUGGAGAAAAGGGGCGAAGAGAGCACAGAGGAGGCUCAGCUGUGUCUGAAAGAAGUUUUCGUCGAGCUGCUAUGUCAAGAAAUGCAGAUGUGGUACCGCGAACGGCUUCCUAUCCUCCUGCUGGUGCCGUGGCCGGAGAGUGCCGCGAGUAGCCUGGAGUUUGGUCCGAUUGGGUCCGUGGUUUUGCCCGUGCCACUGGGCUGGAAACAGCGCGAAGCCGUGCUCCAGGUUUCUUUGCGGAAUGUGGAACUGGAGGAGAGCAUUGUCUUGAUGCCCUGGCUGGUGGAGAUCACAGCUGGCUUCCUGCCUUCAGACUUGGUGGCACUCUGUCGUGCAGCCGCUUUGACGGCCGCUGCACGCGAAGGCACCAGGGCAACGUUGAGGAAAAGUCACUUCGACUCAGCUCGAGCUGUUGUGGAUCCUGCCGCCAUUCGUGGAACUUGUGCCACGAAGCCACAAGUGCUGAACAUUUUGAAGACUUCGUCCCCAGGCUUGGAUGCGGUGAUUGGCCAGGAUGCAGCAGUCCUUCUCCUGCGAUCCAUGGUAGUUCAACCUUUCAGGUGUAUGCAAAAUGAGGAACAAUGCAGUACUGAACCACCGAUUGGAAUUCUGCUGAGUGGGUCCCCUGGUAGUGGCAAGACCUUUCUUGCUGCACAACUGGCAGCCGAACUGUCGACCCACCUUUUCAACGCGUCUCCGGCUGAUCUGUUGGCAUCACGCGUUGGUGAUGCUGAGAAGCACCUUUCAGCCCUCUUCAGAUCAGCCAGAGGCUGCGCGCCUAGUGUCAUUGUGCUGGAGGACCUGGAAAACCUAGCAGCUGGAGCUGGAGAAGUCGGAGGAGCGGAAUCGGCACCCGAGACUUGCAUCUCUUACGUUCUCCGACAGGAGCUCGACACGAUCAAGGCCAGGCGACAGGAGCAUCGAGAACUCCGAGCUGGCGUCUCUUACAGCCCACGGGCCUCCGAGGCUUUGAUGCUCGUCGUGGGAACUUCGACGAAGGUCCAACAUCAGCUGCCGAGCUGGCUUCUUGCGCCUUACCGCUUCUCAACUUGUCUGCAACUCACACCCAAGCUCACAGAGAAGGACGUGCUUGCGCUGAUGCAACGGCAUCUGGGGAAUCAAGCCACGAUGGUUCAGCCUGAUGAGGAUGUGCUGGAAUCUCUCUGCAAGGUGACCUAUGCCGAUGUGGUGGCUGCAUGUCGAGCUGCUUCUGUCACAGCACUUCGAAGGGUCAUCCACACAGAGCGCCCAUCACCCAAUGAUAGGGUUGAGCUGACGUCGCAGUGGAUGGCAAGCGUUCGAUGUGCAGCCUUCAAGGCGCCGCUGGGCUCAUGGGAGCCAAGCUCCGCUGAUGUGGACGUCGCGCUCUACUCUGGCCUUGGCACGGCGGAUUCCAUGAAUGGCACGACAGACGUGGAGGGCCAGUUCGAUGCAAAGUGGUUGGAGGUUCGCAGAUUUUUGGCAAAGGCCUCCGGAUUAGCUUUCAGAAAGCUUCCAGAGGUUCUGGUGAUCUCGAUGCUUGCAGGAUGGGAUGCUAUACUGAUCGACCAGCGGAUCCAGAUCUGCCAGAAGACCGCGGCAGCCAAGUUCAGGCGUGGGCAGUCAAAGUCGUCAAAAUUGACCGUCGACGUGCAAGAAACAGCAUUGCUGGCGCAGGAUCUUCAACAUCGGUUUCUGCGAGAGCAGUCAGCUGUCACAUCGGCAUUUGUGGAGAACGUGAAAGCUCUAGGGGAAGAGGUGGCAGCACUGAGGACAAAGGCUGCAAUGUCGAUCGACGUGGCAUCGCGGUCCGAGGCAAUGGUGAAAGAGCUCUGGGACAGGUUUCCCGAAGCCGGUCACGAAGUGCAAAUCCUCAACUCCAAGUUCGAAGCACUCCAGGCACGCAUGAAUGUGACCUUGUCGAGUGACAAGACUGGGAGACUGGAGGAGGUCAAGAAAGCCUUGGAAGGACAACACGCCGCACAUGAGUCCAAGCAGAACUCCAUGGCAUCUCGUUUGGAUGCUCUGGAGUGCAAAGUUGCAGGCUUCAUGGAUGCUCACGACAAGCAAAAGCAGAUGCUAGAACUACAGAACACAUCCCAUACUGAGAUGGCCAGUCAGGUUAGGGCUCAGGUGGCGCACCACGCUGCCCUUGCUCAGCGUAUGACCAAUGCUGAAGGUUUGAUGGCAGAAGCUGGUCGUAAAAAUUCUCAGGAGAUCUUGGCCCUCGAGAAGCUUCUCGAGCAGGUACAAGCGACUAGGUCCCCAGCGCAACUCUCCAUUGAGGAGCUACGGCAGUCCUUGGCCAGCGCUGAGGCACAAGCUACACAGGCAGCGCAACAGGCCGCACAACUUGCGCAGCAGCAGGGCUCUUGGAAUUUGCGCUUGAAGACGUUGGAGGAACGGAGCAAAGAUGGCGGCUUCGUAAACUCGAUGCAGGAGCUACAGGUGACUAUUCAGGGACUCCGUGAAGAGCGCGAGGCGAGCUUCCGGUCUGCCGAGCAGCGAUUUGCACACCUGGAGCAGUCCAUGGCCUCCCUGACAUCCGAGCAGUCCUUUCAACUUCAGAAGUUCCAGCGGAGCUUCCAGGAGAUGCAACAACAAGUUGCCAGUGAGCUGAAUUCCCGCAUGGCCCAUCACACUGCUAUCGACGGGCGUCUUGGCCGAAUGGAGAGCAGCUUACGACAUUCCCCUGAUGCACAAACUGGACAACAACUGGAAGCGGUGCUCAAGAGCAUCCAGGAGCUUGCGAUCCAGCUUCGAGAUGGCAAAGUCCAGUUGGAUGAGCUGCAAAAGGUCACGGCUGAGCUGCGCACCAGGCACGAAGCCCUCAAAGAGCUGUCAGAGGCAGACAAGGCGGCCAAAACCUCGGUAGAUGCACGGCUGUAUCGAUUGGAGAAGGCAUUUUCCUCCCAGGCGCAAGAGCUGCAAGGGUUCCUUUGCAAAGCCCAGGAGUUGAAAGGUCAGGACCGAGCCAAAGACAAAGGGCACAGGGCAUCCGACCUGCGGCUGCCGGAGGCAACGCGAGAGGGCCAGGGCCGGAAUCCAUCCAAGGAUUUGAGAGGUGAUCCGCUGGCAUUGACCGUUGCUGGCAAAGAAACGAGUACUGAUUGGAUGGCACUUUGGCUUCAUGUGACAAGGUUGCGCGGAAAGUGCGGUUGUGGAGAUGACUAUGGCCAAUACGGUGAGCAGAAGCCGAACAUCACUGCUGGAAUCCCAGGGUGUGACUGCAAUGGCCCAUACUUCGCCUAUCAUGCGAAUUGCGUCUGGGAGCAGACGAGUGGUCGAUUCGGGGACGAGACGAUGUUGCCAUUGCAGACACAGUCUGUGACCACGACGUCAGCAGAGAUGUUGGCAGCAGUGGACAAGAACACCCGAAUUCGUUGUAAUGUCACAGCAAUUGGCAUCAGCACGAUUCCCCGAACAUCUGCUAUUUGUAGCAGCCGGGGCUGCACUUUGUCCAUGACGAAUUUGGCUCCAUCGACAACAUACACAGUGUCAUGUGAAGCCGAAGCAGAUGUCCGACACAGAAGCAAGCGCUUGGGUACCCUCCUGGUCAGAACUCUCGAUCCGUAUGUUCCUCCCGCGACGCCGGCACCGACUCGACCACCGCUGGAUCUCACUGAGCCAGAGUAUGCUCUGGAGAGCACGGCAGCUCCUAUCCUGUUAUCUCCGCAUGGUGACCCUCCCUGGACAUGGCUACCUUUCGUUGCAGGUGCGGCAGCCUGCCUUUCGCUUUUCCCGUCGCUUCAGUGCUGCACCAGUGGCAAGCGAUCGGCUGUGCUUGCAUCACUCGAGCUUCCGCAUACUUUCUGGCUGGUUUGGGAGCUUGUCUUGGUAGCAGAUGCUGCGCUCGGUGCCGUUUUCCUUUUGGAUCUGCUGAACAGCCGCUACGAGCGGGAAGCGCCAUAUUGGGAUGAGCUUAGCCUCUUUCAGGCUGCCGUUUUGACAUAUCAAGCAGCUAUCCACGGCCUUGCAUUCCUUUUUUUUGGAUUCUUUCCGUCGGCUAUGCGCUGCCUCGCUCAUGAGCUUGGUCGAGAUCGCCCAGGCCACAACUGGACACUGCUGCGUCAUAAGGGAAGGCAGCACCGCACUGGUGUCAAGAGCCACAAGUCGUCAUUGCCACCAGAAUUGGAUGCGCAGCAAAACCCUUCACCCCUCCACUAUCUUCCAGCAGCAUCGCUCUUGGCAGUCUGCCAAGCCAACGACCAUGACAUGCAGCUUGUUGUGCCACGAAAGUUUGGAAUCAACAGCAUCCACUUGUUUGCUAGUGCAGUGCAAGCAGCCUGCGCGGCACUUUACGCAUCUCACUCCUGGCCAAUGCAAGCCUCCUUAGGAGCAAGCAUUGCCUGCAUGUGUACGUUUGUUGUGAUGGGCAUCUUUGCAUCCUUGGCAAUGUUGCGCGUGCAUCAGGUUAACAAAGAGGGUCUUGUACAGCUAGAUGCCAGGCUGGAAGUGCAGGCGAUCCAGUCCCCCGGGCUACGCUCUGCGUCUGCUGGGGGAUCUGCGCCGCUGCCACCCAGAGUUGGCCUACAGGGGCCCCCUGCCAGAGGCGCUCGGCCUCUGGGCAAAGCCCAGGGCAUUGGCAGAACUUGA
Messenger RNA from Symbiodinium sp. CCMP2456, 6246 nucleotides. The record is from the annotation of a GenBank genome assembly. NCBI's taxonomy places the organism in Eukaryota, Dinophyceae, Suessiales, Symbiodiniaceae.